Oryza brachyantha (malo sina) is the source of this 3523-nucleotide messenger RNA. Its product is annotated as kinesin-like protein KIN-7H. Gene Ontology annotation, biological process: microtubule-based movement. Gene Ontology annotation, molecular function: microtubule binding; microtubule motor activity; ATP binding. The transcript has 14 exons. NCBI's taxonomy places the organism in Eukaryota, Viridiplantae, Streptophyta, Magnoliopsida, Poales, Poaceae. The record is from RefSeq and is a predicted model, not a curated record. Bases 128 to 3127 code for a protein of 999 amino acids.
CGACGAGGGGGGAGUCGAGGAGACGAGACAAGCUCGACGCUUUCUUUCUUCGCCGGAGACUCGCCGGCGCUCUCGCAUUCAUUGGUCGUCUUCCUCUCUCGCGCAGGCGCAGGGGGAGGAGGGAGAGAUGGGGGCGGCGGAGGAGGAGGCGGCGGCGGCAUGGGACAAGGCGGAGGCCAAGGAGGAGAGGAUAAUGGUGUCGGUGCGGCUGCGGCCGCUCAACGGCAGGGAGGCCGGCGACAGCUGCGACUGGGAGUGCAUCAGCCCCACCACCGUCAUGUUUCGCAGCACCGUCCCCGAGCGCGCCAUGUUCCCCACCGCCUACACCUAUGACAGGGUGUUUGGCCCCGAUUCCUCCACAAGGCAGGUCUAUGAGGAAGGAGCGAAAGAGGUUGCACUGUCAGUUGUCAGUGGAAUCAACUCAAGCAUUUUUGCAUAUGGGCAAACAAGCAGUGGCAAGACUUACACGAUGACCGGAAUUACUGAGUAUAGUGUUCUGGACAUCUAUGACUACAUCGAAAAGCAUCCUGAAAGAGAAUUCAUUUUGAGAUUCUCGGCAAUAGAGAUAUACAAUGAAGCUGUGAGGGACCUCCUGAGCCAUGAUACCACACCCCUCAGACUUCUUGAUGAUCCAGAGAAAGGGACUACUGUAGAAAAACUCACUGAGGAAACUUUGAGGGACAAGGAGCAUCUUAGGGACCUUCUCGCUGUUUGUGAAGCUCAAAGGCAGAUCGGAGAAACUGCUUUGAAUGAAACAAGUUCAAGGUCCCAUCAAAUACUCAGAUUGACAAUUGAAAGUUCUGCUAGACAGUAUUUAGGAAGAGGCAACUCAAGCACCCUUGUGGCUUGUGUGAACUUCGUUGACCUUGCAGGAAGUGAGCGUGCAUCUCAGACUGCUUCAGCUGGAGUGAGGUUAAAAGAAGGAAGCCAUAUCAACCGGAGUCUGCUUACACUGGGAAAAGUUGUUCGACAACUCAGUAAGGGAAGAAAUGGCCAUAUCCCCUACAGAGAUUCAAAGCUGACUCGUAUAUUACAGUCUUCUUUGGGAGGCAAUGCAAGGACUGCCAUUAUCUGCACAAUGAGUCCUGCACGCAGUCAUAUUGAGCAAUCCAGGAACACACUGUUGUUUGCGACUUGUGCAAAGGAGGUGGUAACAAAUGCACAGGUCAAUGUGGUGAUGUCUGACAAAGCACUAGUGAAGCAUCUACAAAGAGAACUUGCAAGAUUAGAAAGUGAGAUGAAAUUUCCAGGUUCUGCCUCCUGCACUACUCAUGCUGAAGCUUUGAGGGAGAAGGACACACAAAUUAAGAAGCUGGAGAAACAACUAAAGGAAUUGAUGGAAGAAAGAGAUACUGUUAAGUCCCAACUUGACUGUUUACUUAAAAGUGAUGGUGAUGAACAUGGUGAUGGCCGCAUCGCAAAACGAUGGGAUGAGCAUAGUCGAUCCUCAGAGUCUUUUGCGCGAAAUGUAUCUGAAGAAGCACUUUCAGUUUCAGAUACUUGUGGAAUUGCUUACCAGGAUCAAGACCAUGCUGUGUUUAAUGGAUCCUAUGUCUUCAGUGUGGAUCAUGAUGAUGCGGUAUUCCCUGUUCAAACUGUCGAGCUUCCUGAAGAAAGAAAGGAUGAAAAAUUUAUGUCACCUUGGCACCCUCCCAGCCAACAUAGUUCUUCGGAUUGCAUAGAGUCAUGUCAUAUGACGGAAGUGGCUUCCGGAACUGCAUCAGAAGUCUCUGAAGAGCAUUGCCGGGAAGUCCAAUGCAUAGAUGUACAUGAGCAUAGAAGAAGCCCAAGUCACGAAUUCAACCUUUUGCUUUCCCAGGACACCAGGUUCCAAACACCUGAAUUAAGGAUCUCCAAAGAGGUAGUCCCUCAACCUGAUGAAGACCAAGAAAUUGAGAGUAUAACAAAGAAAAUGGAAGAUCCUAUCAGGAUGCACCUUAGCAAAGAGGAGCAGCAAGAUAAGGUUGUAACAGAGACAGUGGAAGAUUCUUCUGAAUUGCAUCAAUGCGGAUCUAAUGGAAGCACAGACAAUGAUGUCAAGCUAUAUACUUGUGAUUCUAAUCUUUCAUCUGACAUUCAGAAACCUUACCCUCAUGAAUGUUUGACUGUAAAGAGGUGUAUACUGAGUUCCAAAGAUAGGGCGUUGUCUAGAAGUAAAAGCUGCAGGGCUAGCUUUAUGAUUAUUCCAAAUAGUUGGUUUGAUGAUUCCGAGUACACCAGCCAGACACCCCCAAAUGAAAUCUUAAAGUAUACACCCAGAAGGCCUGAUAAGGUUAGGAGAAGCUUGUAUACAGAAAAUGAUAACCCUUCUUCAGUAGACUGCUCUGCCCUUUCUGCUGAAGUUUCUUUUGAAGAAGUAGUGAAGGACAUGAGCACCAUCGACGAAGUAGCCAACUAUAUGUGUUCCAGUGAUGCAGAACAAGAAAUUCUCACCAGUGACAUCAAUUGUCUCACCAAGUUGGAGAAGAUAGAUAAUGGUCAUGAGGACGAACUUGAUGAGUAUCAGGAUCAGCAGUCUGUUAGAGAUGGAUCUACAACCUUGAGAUCUGUCAAAGAUGUUGGCAUUGAUUCAGCGUUGAGUACCAUUGAUUCUCCUUCUCGGUGGCCUAUUGAUUUCGAGAAAAUGCAGCAAGAGAUUAUUCAGUUGUGGCACGAAUGCAAUGUCCCCAUCGUACACCGGACUUACUUCUUCCUCCUCUUCAAGGGAGAUCCAGCAGAUAACAUCUACAUGGAGGUGGAGCACAGGAGACUGUCCUUCAUUAGGAGGUCGUUCAGUGCCAAUUCUGCAGAAGGCGAGCUUAAUUCUGCUGUCGCAUCAAGCUUGAAGAAUCUUCGACGCGAAAGGGACACGCUCCAUAAGCAGAUGCUCAAGAAGCUCACCAAUGGGGAGAAAGAGCGGGUUUACGCUAGAUGGCGAAUCGAUUUGAGCUCCAAGCAACGAAGAUUGCAGCUAUCGCGCCUCGUCUGGACACAAACCGACAUGGAACACAUCAGGGAGAGUGCAUCCCUUGUCGCAAAGAUGAUUGAGCUGCUUGAGCCGGCACAGGCACUCAAGGAGAUGUUUGGACUGAAUUUCACACUGGCUCCCCGAGCUGAACGGCGAUCCUUUGGCCUGCUAGGCACGUGAAGAAAGAAAUAAUCUCAAAUGCACAUUGUGGCAAAGAUGACCAUACGAUGACAAUGACAUGAUGGAAGGUAGAAGAACACGUAGUACAGAAGGUUGACUUGUUUGGAGAGGAAUUGCUCCCCAGCACUGAUUUCACUGAAGUCUCUUUCAUUUUUGUUUGUUUGUGGGGGUGUGGUUGAUUUCUCGUGUGUAAUCUUACAGAAAGUGAACCGAUCAGCCAUAUUGCAGCUGUUAUACUAUAUGACUAUCCGUGUAUCAGCGUGUCUGGGGAACGUUCAUCAAUAAAUUUCUUGGAAGGCUCAGUUGGAUGCUUUCUAAAUCAGCCAGAGUACUGUAACAUGUACUACCUUCGUUUUAAAAAGAAUCUAAUCAACUUCUACGGAUGAAUCUGGAUAA